UUUCUGCUGCUGCUGCUUUGUCCCCUUCCCUUUGCUGAACUUGCAGUCCGGCUUGUUUUGGUUUGUUUGCGGGGUUUUUUUUUUCUUUCUUCUCCUUCCCUGCCUCUCGCUUUCUCCUAAGGCAGAAAGAGUUUGGUUCGGAGUCGGAGCCCCGCCGUGUCUCUCUCGCUCUUUAGUGGCGGUAGCGGUGUGUGUUUGGCGAAUGCCGUGAUUCUAGCAAUGAAACCCAGAGCUCGGUACUGUUCUUGGAAGGGGAGUCCCUCCUCUCCUCUCUCGGGCGGUUUGUGUGAUUUUGCUAAAAUGCAUCACCAACAGCGAAUGGCUGCCUUAGGGACGGACAAAGAACUGAGUGAUUUACUGGAUUUCAGUGCGAUGUUUUCACCUCCUGUGAGCAGUGGGAAAAAUGGACCAACUUCUUUGGCAAGUGGACAUUUUACUGGCUCAAAUGUAGAAGACAGAACUAGCUCAGGGUCCUGGGGGAAUGGAGGACAUCCUAGUCCAUCCAGGAACUAUGGAGAUGGGACUCACUAUGAUCACAUGGCAAGCAGGGACCUUGGGUCACAUGACAAUCUCUCUCCUCCUUUUGUCAAUUCCAGAAUACAAAGUAAAACUGAAAGGGGGUCAUAUUCAUCAUAUGGAAGAGACUCAAAUUUACAGGGUUGCCACCAGCAAAGUCUCCUUGGAGGUGACAUGGAUAUUGGCAACCCAGGAGCUCUCUCACCCACCAAACCUGGCUCUCAGUACUAUCAGUAUGCUAGCAAUAACCCCCGAAGGAGGCCUCUUCACAGUACUUCCAUGGAAGUACAAACAAAGAAAGUUCGAAUUCCUCCAGGUUUACCAUCAUCAGUUUAUGCCCCGUCAGCAAGCACUGCUGACUACAAUAGGGAUUCACCAGGUUAUCCAUCCUCAAAACCAGCAGCCAGCACUUUUCCUAGCUCCUUCUUCAUGCAAGAUGGUCAUCACAGCAGUGACCCAUGGAGCUCCUCCAGUGGGAUGAAUCAGCCUGGUUAUGGAGGAAUGCUGGGCAAUUCUUCUCAUAUUCCACAGUCUAGCAGCUACUGUAGCCUGCAUCCACAUGACCGUUUGAGCUACCCAUCACACUCCUCAGCAGACAUCAAUUCCAGUCUUCCUCCGAUGUCCACUUUCCACCGUAGUGGUACAAAUCAUUACAAUGCUUCUUCCUGCACGCCACCUGCUAAUGGAACAGACAGUAUAAUGGCAAACAGAGGAAGUGGGGCAGCAGGCAGCUCACAGACUGGUGAUGCACUGGGGAAAGCACUUGCCUCUAUCUAUUCUCCAGAUCACACCAACAACAGCUUUUCAUCAAAUCCUUCAACUCCUGUUGGUUCUCCCCCUUCUCUCUCAGCAGGCACAGCUGUUUGGUCUAGAAAUGGAGGGCAAGCAUCAUCAUCUCCCAAUUAUGAAGGUCCCUUACACUCUUUGCAAAGCCGGAUUGAAGACCGUUUGGAAAGACUGGACGAUGCUAUUCAUGUUCUCCGGAACCACGCAGUGGGGCCUUCAACAGCCAUGCCUGGUAGUCAUAGCGACAUGCAUGGAUUAAUAGGGCCUUCUCACAAUGGAGCAAUGGGAGGUCUUGGGUCAGGAUAUGGGACAGGCCUUCUUUCAGCCAAUAGACAUUCACUAAUGGUUGGAGCUCAUCGUGAAGAUGGUGUCGGUCUGCGUGGCAGCCAUUCGCUUGUGCCAAAUCAGGUUCCAGUUCCACAGCUACCAGUUCAGUCUGCUACUUCCCCUGAUUUAAAUCCACCCCAAGAUCCAUACAGGGGUAUGCCAACUGGACUGCAAGGGCAAAGUGUAUCUUCAGGCAGCUCUGAAAUCAAAUCUGACGACGAAGGAGACGAAAACCUUCAGGACACAAAAUCUUCUGAGGACAAGAAACUAGACGAUGACAAGAAGGAUAUCAAAUCAAUUACUAGGUCAAGAUCUAGCAAUAACGAUGAUGAAGACCUUACACCAGAGCAGAAGGCAGAGCGAGAGAAGGAAAGGAGAAUGGCCAACAAUGCUCGUGAGCGCUUACGCGUGCGUGAUAUCAAUGAGGCUUUCAAGGAAUUGGGCCGGAUGGUACAACUCCAUCUGAAGAGUGACAAGCCCCAAACCAAACUCCUGAUUCUACACCAGGCAGUGGCUGUCAUCCUCAGCUUAGAACAGCAAGUCAGAGAAAGGAAUCUGAACCCUAAAGCAGCAUGUCUGAAAAGAAGGGAAGAAGAGAAAGUGUCUUCAGAUCCCCCUCCACUUUCCUUGGCAGGACCCCAUCCUGGGAUGGGAGAUGCAUCCAAUCAUAUGGGACAGAUGUAAAAAGGUCCAAGUUGCCACAUUUCUUCAUUUAAACAAGAGACCACUUCCUUAACAGCUGUAUUAUCUUAAUCCCACAUAAACACUUCUCCUUAACCCCUUUUUUGUAAUAUAAGACAAGUCUGAGUAGUUAAGAAUCACAGACGCAAGAGAUAUCAGCAUUCCCGAUUAUUAAACAAAAGCAAAAAGUGCAACUUGAGGGACGACUCUCUUUAACAUAUCAUUCAGAAUGUUUAAAGCAGUAUGUUACGAGCUGUAAAUGCACAGCCUAGAGACUGAAUGGCAAUCUUCUCCACACUGUGGGACAAUGCAUUUGUGCCUAAACUUCUUUUGGAAAAAAAAUAUAAUUAAUUUGUAAGUCUGAAAAAAAAAUAUUUAAUUUAAAAUUGUAAACUUGCAAUAAUGAAAAAGUGUACUUCUGAAGAAAAAAACGAACGUUUCUGUUGGUGUGCUAGACAGCUAGUGUUUAUACUUACUGGAUAGUAAAAGGGAAGCUUUGCUGCCCAGAUAUUUACAAAACCAGCAAACGUCCUAAUGAAAACUGAAGUGAUGACAUUAGCCAUUCCUUAGGGUAGGAGGAACAGAUGGAUCUUAUAGACCUAUGACAAAUAUAUAUAUAUAAAUAUAUAUAUAAAUAUAUAUUAAAAAUUUAGUGAAUAUGGUAAGCUUUUGUUCAUUUGUUUCAGACUUUUUUGCUCCUGUAAAAAAAUAGUACUGAUUAACUUUUUUAAAAAGAAGAUUUUACUGUAAAUAAGGAUUUUUUGGUCUUAUUUCUGUCCCGCUCCCCUGUUCUUGUUAUUAUAACCUGUAGUGCCAACUCUUUCUCUGGAGGGGUAGUGCAGGCUGAAACGCUGACCCUGACGUUGCUUCUCAUUCGUAAGUAGGUAGAGAGUUGUUUCUCCAGUCUUUUAGGAACACAGGACUUUAAAGUCUCAUCAUGUGUAGAUAUUACAGGCUGCAUUACUGAGACGUGGCAAAAUGAAUUUGUCUGAAUCGUAAUGUUGCUCUUGUUGACCCUAUUCUGGGAUUUUCAGAGGUACAAGGUUAGAAUGCUACAAUGUUACCACUGUGCCUUCCAAUGUUUAUAUCAUCAGAAACAUUACAUAAUCAAAGUGGCUGUGAUUUAACAAACCAAUUAAAGUGUUACCUAUGUGUGUAGCCUAAAUAGUGUGCAGUGAGGCGUUUCUGAAUACAUGGUCAGAUUUUUUGGGGGGUGGGGCAAAACCAUCAAUUGGGAGAAUUGCAAGCAAUGUGACCGAUUUGAUUGACUUCCUUUUUUCAUUCUUUUCUUGUUUUCAAGUGGAUUACUUAAAUGUAGACCACUUGCUGCCUCCUCCUUCAUUUGCAAAAUGCCAAUAUUCAGUCAUCAUGCAACAUUAUAACAAGCCUUAUGAGUCCUAAAGCAUUAAGUUGCACUUUCUUGAGGAGGGGGUAGGUGGGUGGUACAGUAUUUCUCUGGCCAGUAUGAAUGAAGUUUUUACUUAACAUAUUUAAUAGUAACAUAGAUCAAACUAUGGCACAGCAACUCAUCAGACAACUAGCUUUGAAGUCUGGGCACAACUGAACCAACUUCCAUAGUGGAUCUUAUAAUGAUUGACUUUGGUGUACAGUACAAUUAACAGAUAGUGCUCCUAGAUAAGUAUUUGUCAGCAUCCUUUUGUCUCUAAUUCUAGUUUCUAUUUUUACAGCCACACAAACCUGGCAUGUAUUUUAAAUAAAAUCUCCCUGUUCAAGUAGAUUUUCCACCUAUCAGCACUGAGUAAAUGCCAUAAAUCCAUCAAAACGGUCUAAAUGUUCCAUCUGUUCUCCUGUUUUGCCAGUUAUAUAGUAAUGAAAAAUACAUUUGUAAAUUUUAUGCAACAAAUGGCAAGUGUAUCAUUAUUUUGAAAUCGUGUAUGUAAAAGUUAUAUUUUUACAUGUAGACUCUUGUUAUUAUGUGUUUUAAUACAUUGUAUCAGUUUUUUGUUUAAAAACAAUCUGUGUGGUUGAAAAAAGUCUCAUUUAAAUGAAAUAGUGAGAUACAAGAAUCUGAAUUUUCUGUUUGUUUCUGAAAACGUAAAGAACAAAUAUGAUAGUUAACGUGAUCACCUACAUACCCAUAAACAUUUUGAUUAGCUGCGUGCGUGUUGAAACCUGUAAAUAUGUUCAGUAGUGGGAAAAUUUUAAAUGCUUUGAUUUGUUGAUAAGUUUCUCAAAUGUGGAGGUGGAUUACGCCAUUAGGUAUACACAAUAGAGCAGCAGGCACAAGGUUUAAUUCAGAAUUACAAAUGAAUAUUAUUUUUAAAAUGCUGGACUUUUAACAGGCCUGGUUUAUAUGAAAAUGGGUAUGACAAAGAUUAAUCUCACUCAUUGUUAAUGAUAACUAUGCUUUUGAGUGCUGGAAUAAAUUGCCUAGGGAGGUUGUGGAAUCUCCAUCUCUGGAGAUAUUUAAGAGUAGGUUAGAUAAA
Molecule: messenger RNA, 4757 nt
Organism: Gopherus evgoodei (Goodes thornscrub tortoise)
Lineage: Eukaryota; Metazoa; Chordata; Testudines; Testudinidae
Gene: TCF4
Product: transcription factor 4
Biological process (GO): regulation of transcription by RNA polymerase II
Cellular component (GO): transcription regulator complex
Molecular function (GO): protein dimerization activity; RNA polymerase II cis-regulatory region sequence-specific DNA binding; DNA-binding transcription factor activity, RNA polymerase II-specific
Source: RefSeq, a predicted model, not a curated record